UGGCAACUCUUCUCAUUGGUACAUAAUGGAAGGCAUGGUCCGUCCAGCCUUCAUGUACCUCUAGAAGGCUGGUGUGAAAGCUAACCACCAGCUCUGGAGUGGUUGGCCUGGCUCAGAAGGUAUUGGAGAGGAUGCAGGGAAGGGGACGCUUUGAGGAUAAUCAUGCUUCACAGAAGAACAGCACCGACCUCCAGUUGCUUUAAACACAACCUUCUCCACUAGGGCUCCAGGAAAAAAAAAAAGAAUAAUUACAAGAAUAAUCAUUAAAAAGGUGAAAGGAAUGCUUGCUCUGGAACCUGCAUUUGACGAUCCUCACCACUCGCACUGAAUACCCUCUGAAGUGAUUCUCUCCUGCUUUUGAAUUUGCACCGCUUCGAGACGAUUGCCACAAAGAAUUCUCUAUUUUUUUUUACGGCCAAAUAGGAUUUUUUUUUAAACUCAUUCCCCCACAUUUGUCCCCCGACCCUUAUUCUUCUUAUGUGGAUAUGCAAGCAAGAAGAGGAGACUGGACAUUCCCAACAUGCUCUCUCCCUUGAUCUGUCCGUCUAGAGGUUCUGCUUCUACAAACCAAGGGAGUGUAAGAGCCGAAGAUGAGGCCCAGGGUGGAGUGCUACUCUCCAAAGUUUUGGCUGGUGCUGGCAGUCCUCGCGACAACAGGGAGCGGGGCCCAUGCCCAGAAAAGCCACCCGAGCAUUGGCAUUGCAGUCAUCCUGGUGGGGACCUCAGACGAAGUGGCCAUCAAAGAUGCACACGAGAAAGAUGACUUCCACCACCUCUCAGUGGUGCCCCGGGUGGAGCUGGUGGCCAUGAAUGAGACAGAUCCCAAGAGCAUCAUCACCCGCAUCUGUGACCUCAUGUCAGAUCGGAAGAUUCAAGGGGUGGUAUUUGCUGAUGACACAGACCAGGAAGCCAUUGCUCAGAUCCUGGACUUCAUCUCUGCCCAGACCCUCACUCCCAUCCUGGGCAUUCAUGGAGGCUCCUCUAUGAUCAUGGCAGAUAAGGAUGAGUCAUCCAUGUUCUUCCAGUUUGGCCCAUCAAUAGAACAGCAAGCCUCUGUCAUGCUCAACAUCAUGGAAGAAUAUGACUGGUACAUCUUCUCCAUUGUCACUACUUACUUCCCUGGUUACCAGGACUUUGUGAACAAGAUCCGCAGUACCAUUGAACACAGCUUUGUGGGUUGGGAACUGGAGGAGGUCCUCCUCUUGGACAUGUCCCUGGACGAUGGGGACUCAAAGAUCCAGAACCAGCUCAAGAAGCUCCAAAGCCCUGUUAUCCUCCUCUACUGUACCAAGGAAGAGGCCACCUACAUUUUUGAGGUGGCCAACUCUGUGGGUCUGACAGGCUAUGGUUACACGUGGAUCGUGCCCAGCCUGGUGGCAGGGGAUACAGACACAGUGCCAUCCGAGUUCCCCACUGGGCUCAUCUCUGUCUCAUAUGAUGAAUGGGACUACGGUCUUCCUGCCAGAGUGAGGGAUGGAAUAGCCAUAAUCACCACGGCUGCUUCUGAUAUGCUGUCUGAACACAGCUUCAUCCCUGAACCCAAGAGCAGCUGUUACAACACCCAGGAGAAAAGGAUUUACCAGUCAAACAUGCUCAACAGGUACCUGAUCAAUGUCACCUUUGAAGGCAGGAAUCUGUCAUUCAGUGAGGAUGGAUACCAGAUGCAUCCCAAGCUGGUGAUCAUCCUUCUGACCAAGGAGAGGAAGUGGGAGAGGGUGGGGAAAUGGAAGGAAAAAAAGCUGCAGAUGAAGUAUUAUGUGUGGCCCCGCUUUGAGCUGUAUCCUGACUCUGAGGAACGCGAGGACGACCACCUGAGUAUAGUGACCCUGGAAGAAGCACCGUUCGUCAUUGUGGAGAAUGUGGACCCCCUAAGUGGCACCUGCAUGAGGAACACUGUCCCUUGCCAAAAACGCAUUGUGACCGAGAACAAAACUGAUGAGGAGCCAGAUUACAUGAAGAAAUGUUGCAAGGGGUUCUGCAUUGACAUCCUCAAGAAAAUCUCAAAGUCUGUCAAGUUCACCUAUGACCUCUACUUGGUGACUAACGGCAAGCAUGGGAAAAAAAUCAAUGGGACAUGGAAUGGAAUGAUUGGAGAGGUUGUCACCAAACGGGCCUAUAUGGCUGUGGGAUCCCUCACGAUUAAUGAGGAACGUUCAGAAGUGGUGGAUUUCUCUGUGCCCUUCAUAGAGACGGGAAUCAGCGUCAUGGUGUCACGUAGCAAUGGAACUGUCUCACCUUCUGCCUUCUUAGAGCCAUUCAGUGCUGAUGUAUGGGUGAUGAUGUUUGUGAUGCUGCUUAUCAUCUCUGCAGUGGCCGUCUUUGUCUUCGAGUACUUCAGCCCUGUGGGCUAUAAUCGGUGCCUUGCUGAUGGCAGAGAGCCAGGAGGUCCCUCUUUCACCAUUGGCAAAGCUAUCUGGUUGCUGUGGGGGCUGGUGUUCAACAACUCUGUGCCAGUGCAGAAUCCCAAGGGUACCACUAGCAAGAUCAUGGUGUCAGUGUGGGCCUUCUUUGCUGUCAUCUUCCUGGCCAGCUACACUGCCAAUCUGGCUGCCUUCAUGAUCCAAGAAGAAUACGUGGACCAGGUGUCUGGCCUGAGCGACAAAAAGUUCCAGAAACCAAAUGACUUCUCGCCCCCUUUCCGUUUUGGGACAGUUCCCAAUGGCAGCACAGAAAGGAACAUCCGCAACAACUACCCUGAAAUGCACAGCUACAUGGUGAAGUUCAAUCAGAGAGGGGUGGAUGAUGCACUAUUCUCACUGAAGACUGGGAAGUUGGAUGCUUUCAUAUAUGAUGCAGCAGUGCUGAACUACAUGGCUGGCAGAGAUGAAGGCUGCAAGCUGGUGACGAUUGGGAGUGGGAAAGUGUUUGCCUCCACUGGCUAUGGCAUUGCCAUCCAAAAGGACUCAGGCUGGAAGCGCCAGGUUGAUCUUGCCAUUCUACAGCUUUUUGGAGAUGGGGAGAUGGAGGAGCUGGAAGCACUGUGGCUCACUGGCAUUUGUCACAACGAGAAGAAUGAGGUUAUGAGCAGCCAGCUGGAUAUAGACAACAUGGCAGGUGUCUUCUACAUGCUGGGAGCAGCUAUGGCCCUCAGUCUCAUCACCUUCAUCUGUGAACAUCUCUUCUACUGGCAAUUCCGCCACUGCUUCAUGGGCGUCUGCUCUGGCAAGCCUGGCGUGGUCUUCUCCAUCAGCAGGGGUAUCUACAGCUGCAUCCAUGGUGUGGCCAUUGAGGAACGCCAGUCAGCAAUGAACUCCCCCACGGCGACUAUGAACAACACCCAUUCCAACAUCCUCCGCCUGCUUCGGACAGCCAAGAACAUGGCCAACCUGUCAGGGGUCAAUGGCUCACCUCAGAGUGCCCUGGACUUUAUCCGUCGUGAGUCAUCGGUUUACGAUAUCUCUGAGCACCGCCGCAGCUUCACACACUCAGACUGCAAGUCCUACAACAACCCCCCCUGUGAAGAGAAUCUCUUUAGUGACUAUAUUAGUGAGGUAGAGAGGACCUUUGGCAACCUCCAGCUGAAGGACAGCAAUGUAUAUCAGGACCACUACCAUCACCACCACCGCCCCCAUAGCAUUGGCAGCACCAGCUCCAUCGAUGGGCUCUAUGACUGUGACAACCCACCCUUCAAUGCCCAGUCGCGGUCCAUUGGGAAGAAGCCACUGGACCUGGGGUUACCCCCUGCCAAGCACAGCCAGCUGGGUGACCUCUAUGGCAAGUUCUCCUUCAAGAGUGACCGCUACGGGGGCAGUGGAGCCCACGAUGACCUGAUCCGCUCGGAUGUCUCUGACAUUUCCACUCACACAGUCACCUAUGGCAACAUCGAAGGCAAUGCAGCCAAGCGGCGGAAGCAGCAGUACAAGGACAGCCUGAAGAAACGUCCAGCCUCUGCCAAGUCCCGGCGGGAGUUCGAUGAGAUAGAGUUGGCCUACCGCCGGCGCCCACCCCGCUCGCCCGACCACAAGCGCUACUUCAGGGACAAGGAAGGGCUACGGGACUUCUACCUGGAUCAGUUUCGAACCAAGGAAAAUUCACCGCACUGGGAACACGUGGACCUGACGGAUAUCUACAAAGAGCGGGGAGAUGAGUUUAAGCGUGACACAGGAGGAGGAGGGGGUGGAUCCUGCACAAACAGGGCCCACCAUAAGCAUGGCUCGGGUGAGUUUGGCGGAAGCAAUGAGCACAAGCAUGGUGUUGUAAGUGGGGUCCCGGCGCCGUGGGAGAAGAAUCUGACCAACCUAGACUGGGAGGACCGGCCUGGGACUAAUUUCUGCCGUGGUUGCCCUUCUAAGGUGCACAACUACACACCAUCAGUGGUGGGGCAGAACUCCACCCGCCAGGCUUGCAUCCGGUGUGAGGCCUGCAAGAAAGCGGGCAACCUGUAUGACAUCAGCGAGGACAACUCACUCCAAGAGCUGGACCAGCCACCUGCCCCUGUGCCCGUGGCCACCAGUGCCACCUCCUCCUCCAAAUAUCCUCAGAGCCCUUCCAAUUCUGCCUCCAAGGUGCAGAAGAAGAACCGCAACAAGCUCCGCCGGCAGCACUCCUACGACACCUUUGUGGACCUGCAGAAGGAUGACUCAGCCCUGGCCCCUCGCAGCGUCAGCCUCAAGGACAAGGGCCGCUUUUUGGAGGGGAGCCCCUACGCCCACAUGUUUGAGAUGCCAGCCAGUGAGACCACCUUUGCCAACAACAAGUCCUCAGUGCCCGCCACCAGCUACCACCACCACAACAACCCCGGCAGCAGCGGGGGAUACAUGCUCAGCAAGUCGCUCUACCCUGACCGGGUCACCCAAAACCCUUUCAUCCCCACUUUUGGGGAUGACCAAUGCUUGCUCCACGGCAGCAAAUCUUAUUUCUUCAGGCAGCCUGUGGUGGCAGGAGGGCCCAAAGCCAGGCCAGACUUCCGAGCCAUCGUCACCACCAACAAGCCGGUGGUCUCAGCCCUUCAUGGGGCUGUGCCAGCCCGUUUCCAGAAGGACAUCUGUAUAGGGAACCAGUCCAACCCCUGUGUGCCUAACAACAAAAACCCCAGGGCUUUCAAUGGCUCCAGCAACGGGCAUGUUUAUGAGAAACUCUCCAGUAUUGAGUCUGACGUUUGAGUGAGAGGGGAAGAGUGCGGGGAGGGACUGGGGGUGGAUGUGGAGCAUGGGAGGGUGGGGUGGGAUCACUCCCAUCGGCUACUCUCCCUGGUCGUCCUUAGUUUGUGGGAUACUGGAGUUCUGAGUAGUGCAGCACUGGUGACAAGUGCCACCUCUUUGGUUUCCCCUCUUCCUCCUCCUCUUUCCCACCCCUCCCCUUUUAUCUCUUUUUCCAUGUUCUCGCUCCUCCCAUUCUCCUCCAUUCCUGGCCAUUGCACUUUACAGUGACGUCAGAGUUGGAUAUCCUCGCUCGUGAUUUCAGGAGGGGGAGAAAAAGACAGGGAAGGGGUGGGGCGAGGGGGAGCAGCAGUGACUGUAGUAUUUCACUUUUGCUGGCUCCCAGCAGAGAAAGGCAUGUGCACGCACAAACGUGUGUGGCAGGAGGAGACAGCAGAAGCAGUGUAAUGGACAUGCAGGAACACAUGCUUGCUCAGGCAACUCUUCCUAAAACUGCCUAGAAAAGAGUAAUGUUUGAAGAUGUAGAGAAAGUGAAGGGGGAAAAACAUGAUUAACUUGAUGAUGCACUUAUAUGUUAGGUAUACUGAGGUUCUCGUUACAUUAUUUUGUGAAGACUAUGGGGGUUUAGGGCUGAAAUAUAUAUAUAUAUAUAUUUGCGUAUAUGCUGAGAAAUUUUACUCUAAAAUUUUGAAUUGUUUGCUGGGGGUGUGGGGGGAGGGAGAGAAGAUUUGUCUGCAGGUCUGGUUAGUGUUUUCACUAUGGCUAUUACAGCCACGGAAUCUGUGACAGACCAUUGGGACAGCUGGAAAGGAAGUGGGGUCUGAGUCUGGAAAAGCAACCCUGGAGUCAGGGAGGCUUCUGGGAGCUCUGACAGAGGAUGCAGGUUUGCACUGAAAUGAAAGGAGAUUGGAGAAAGGAGUGCAGAGCUGGGUUGUUAGCUAUGAAUUGCUCACUAGUUGUGGCUUAUUUCAAGGGUGGGAGCAGUAUAUCAUAUGGGUUAGCCUAUACGCGAGUAUAUACAAUAAUCUUAUACUUGAAAUGUCUGUGGAGAAAGCAAAAUAAACCCACAAUCCUAUAAGGUGUCUGGAUAACAAACAGUGGAACAGAGCUAAAGAGUAGGGAAAGGUGGGGAGUUUUGUCACUGUCACUUCAGGGGACACCAACCUUGUUUUGGCAUGUCCUUUCAGCAAGGAGAGCAGGACAAGAAAGGUUUUCAUCCUUCUGCCCUCCCUACCCUUGGCCAGCAGGAUGGAACAAAAGGAAGAGGGUGCCCUCUGCCAAUGCUGGCAUGGUGCUGGAGAGAGAAAAAUAAACACCAUGAAAGGGUGCAUGUGGUGGCGUUGGUGCUGGUGGACUGUUUUGAUGCCUUCUUGGACAUGUGGAAGUGGGAAGAGGGUGUGCACACCCAUGGGAAAUACAUAUGUAUAUUUACUAUUGAAUGUACAAGGGAAGUACAUGGCUUGUCUUCCUGGCAAGGGGUGUGCUUGAAUAAAUGCCAGAGAGCACAGAAACUUGUGCUGAGGGCUGAAGACAAGACGUGCAAGGCUGAGAUGUGUGUGUACAUGUACGUGUGCUUCUGUGUGCAAGAGAGAUACUAGCACAAGUGCAAAGCUGGAAUAGCCUAGGGUUUCCCAUCCCUGCAGUUGUAGUGACAGCUUUCCUGGUGCACCUAGUAUCGAUAAGAGUGAUUUUUUUCUUUCCAUUGUAUCAUUUUAGAUGCAAGUUAAACUAAAGGAAAGGGAGCAAUGGUAGGAGUGAGAAGUUGAACUCCCCCUUCAUAUGUCUUCUUUUUCCUGAGGUGGGGGCAUGGGUCAACCUGUCCCAUCCCGAGAGAUGUGGCAAAGUCCCUCCUGUUUCUCCUGGGUCUGCCCCAAUCUCACAAUUACCAUGGCUCACCAGGGGGAGGGUCAAGAGAGCCCUGCGCUAAGGACAUGGGGACAUUCCAGGGGACUGACUCUGAAUGGAGAUGGCAGCCCCUUUAUGAGCCACAUUUCUUGGAGCUGAUAGCCACCUCUCUCGCAUUUGUCACCGCACCCUGGUUGAUUUUAUCUUUCUCUUUUUAAGCCAACAGAAGGCCUUUUAUUUAUUUACCUAUUUAUUUUAUUUAUUUUUUAAAGCUGGGGUGGGGGGAGGGUGGGAUUUGCCUGUAAAGUCAAAGAGUGUGAGGAGAAGGUGGGCGGGAUUGGUGAGGGGAACAUUUUCUUAGAUUUCACUGAGGAAAUUGAAGAGGGAAGAGGGGGAGAGUCUUUGUAAUGCCACCCCUUAAUCUUUGGGGUAAGGGAACUUCUUAUUCUUUCCCCUUUCUCUCAUUACAAGGACAAAAAGGAGAAAAAAAAAGGAGAAAAAAAAAAAAAAAGAAACCAAA
Molecule: messenger RNA, 7464 nt
Organism: Cygnus olor (mute swan)
Lineage: Eukaryota; Metazoa; Chordata; Aves; Anseriformes; Anatidae
Gene: GRIN2B
Product: glutamate ionotropic receptor NMDA type subunit 2B
Exons: 14
Coding region: 591-5102 (1503 amino acids)
Biological process (GO): synaptic transmission, glutamatergic; long-term synaptic potentiation; monoatomic ion transport
Cellular component (GO): postsynaptic membrane; postsynaptic density membrane; NMDA selective glutamate receptor complex
Molecular function (GO): transmitter-gated monoatomic ion channel activity involved in regulation of postsynaptic membrane potential; NMDA glutamate receptor activity
Source: RefSeq, a predicted model, not a curated record